UGGUAUGGCAGCGGCCUGAACACGCACGCCAUGAUCCAGCCGCGUCGCGAGUUCGCCGUCAAGGUCAUCGAGCUCAGUUCUCUGUGGAGCUCGGACCUGUUCGGUGGUUACUAUCCCCUUUUUAUGCUCAUGCCAGCUUACGCCCCUCAAUUCUGCUUCCCUUCAUGGAGAAACUGCAUGCCAUGA
Coniophora puteana RWD-64-598 SS2 is the source of this 186-nucleotide messenger RNA. RefSeq names its product glycosyltransferase family 48 protein. The transcript has a single exon. Lineage: Eukaryota; Fungi; Basidiomycota; Agaricomycetes; Boletales; Coniophoraceae. The annotation marks the transcript as partial. The record is from RefSeq and is a predicted model, not a curated record.